Nicotiana tabacum (common tobacco) is the source of this 1494-nucleotide messenger RNA. Its product is annotated as KIN17-like protein. Gene Ontology annotation, biological process: DNA damage response; DNA replication. The record is from RefSeq and is a predicted model, not a curated record. Lineage: Eukaryota; Viridiplantae; Streptophyta; Magnoliopsida; Solanales; Solanaceae. Gene Ontology annotation, molecular function: double-stranded DNA binding. Gene Ontology annotation, cellular component: nucleus.
ACCACCACUCCUCUUGGCUCUCCGGCGAAAUCCAGUUGUGCUCUCUCUCUCUCUCUCUCUCUCUCUUUGUCUCCUUUCAUCUCCUAGAUUUUCCGUCAGAUUUGAACUUGGUUAUCUCAAAUACCAAAUUCAAAAAAUGGGGAAAAACGAUUUUUUAACCCCAAAGGCAAUUGCCAACCGAAUCAAAGCUAAGGGUUUACAGAAGCUACGAUGGUAUUGCCAGAUGUGUCAGAAGCAAUGUCGAGACGAAAACGGAUUCAAGUGCCACUGUAUGAGUGAAUCUCAUCAGCGUCAAAUGGAAAUCUUCGGUCAAAACCCUAAUCGUAUCGUCGGUGGCUAUUCGGAGGAAUUUGAGAGCUUAUUCCUAGAACACAUGAAGCGUAGUCACCGAUUCAGUCGUGUGGCUGCGACUGUUGUGUACAAUGAGUAUAUUGCUGAUCGCCACCAUGUCCAUAUGAAUUCAACUCAAUGGGCAACAUUAACUGAGUUUGUAAAGUACUUGGGAAAAACGGGAAAGUGUAAAGUUGAAGAAACCCCGAAAGGGUGGUUCAUCACGUACAUUGAUAACGAUUCUGAGACUCUCUUCAAGGAAAAAAUGAAAAACAAGCGAAUUAGAGCCGAUUUAGCGGAUGAGGAGAAGCAGGAAAGAGAGAUUAAGAAGCAAAUAGAGCGUGCGGAGCAGUUGAUGGGUGGUGCAGAAACUAUGGAUGGUUCUGAGCAGCAAUUGGAGUUGCCACCGAAACCCUUGGAGAAAUCCGAGACUGAUCAGAAGAUCAAGUUAACCUUAGGGUCAUUGUCGAAAUCUGUUGUGAAAGAGAGAGCAGAAAGCUCAAGACUCAUUUUUGAUGAGAUAGAUAAUGAGAAGAGCGUAAAGGGUAGCAAGGAUGGGGAAAAAGGUGGUAAGAAUGGUAUAGGUGGAGGUAAAUCGGUGUUGGAUGAGUUAAUGAGAGAGGAAGAGCAAGCGAAAGAGCGGAGUAAUAGGAAAGAUUACUGGUUAUGCGAGGGGAUAAUUGUGAAGGUAAUGAGCAAGGCUUUGGCUGACAAGGGAUACUAUAAGCAAAAGGGUGUGAUUCGUAAGGUUAUUGAUAAGUAUGUUGGGGAGAUUGAGAUGCUUGAAAAUAAGCAUGUUUUAAGGGUUGAUCAGGAAGAGCUUGAGACUGUAAUUCCUCAAAUUGGAGGUCUUGUCAGGAUAGUCAAUGGUGCAUAUCGUGGAUCAAAUGCUAGGCUGUUAGCAAUUGAUACAAAUAACUUUUGUGCUAAAGUACAAAUUGAGAGAGGAAUAUAUGACGGGAAGAUUCUCAAGGCUAUUGAAUAUGAAGAUAUAUCCAAAUUGGCUCAAUAACAGGGACAAAGGAUGCCAAAGGACUAAUAUUAGUCAAGAACUUCUUAUUGUACUUUGCAAGACCCCGUUGUUCAAUGUCAAUUAUACAUUAUUGCUAAUGCUGGUUUCUUCAUAAGUGAUGGAUGCCUCUAGUUUUUAUUUUUCUGUCUUUA